Molecule: messenger RNA, 5617 nt
Organism: Gopherus flavomarginatus (Mexican gopher tortoise)
Lineage: Eukaryota; Metazoa; Chordata; Testudines; Testudinidae
Product: serine-rich adhesin for platelets-like
Exons: 8
Coding region: 139-3189 (1016 amino acids)
Molecular function (GO): zinc ion binding
Source: RefSeq, a predicted model, not a curated record
CCGGCGGUUGAAGUUCAGGGGGUUGGGGUGCCGGGCCGGGGCGAGCUCCGUGGGAGCUGGCCGCAGGGUGGCGGCUCUAGCCCCCGUGGAAGCAGGUCUCUGCGGAGGGCGGCCUGCCGCGCCGGCGGCUUGGCCCCGAUGGAGGCCAGCCUGACCUGCGCCGUCUGCCUCGGCCUCUUUGAGGAUCCGGUCACGCUGCCGCUCUGCUCCCACAACUUCUGCAAGGGCUGCGUGCUGGAGUGCCUGGCCUCCGGGGAGCCCGGCCCGCCUCGCGCGGGCCAGGCCCCGCGGUUCUCCUGCCCGCUCUGCCGGAAGCUCUGCCCGCUGCCGCGCGGCGGCUGCUCGGCGCUGCCCGUCAACAGUACCCUGGCGGAGGUGGUGAAGUUGUACAGGGCCGGCGGGGGCAAGGCGGGGCCGGGGCAGGGCGAAGCGGGGACGCUGAGCCCCCCGCCGGCGUUCGGAGCAGCCUGCGAGAAGCACCCGGCCCGCCUGGUGCAGCUGUACUGCCGGAUGUGCCGCCAGGCGGGCUGCGGCCAGUGCGUGUCUGAGGAGCACCAGGGCAUCUUCCACGCCGUCAACCUCCUCGACACCGUGUACCAGGAGGAGAAAUUAACCUUCUUUAGCAGCCUGAAGAAACUGAGAGCAAUAAAUGAGAACUUGGUGAAGGAACUAUCAAGUCAUCCAAAAGAUACUGAGAUCUUGAACAAAGAAGCAGAGAUAAUUAUGUUGGAAUUUGAAGAAAUUUUCAAAACUCUGGAAAUGAGAAAAAAGGAAUUGCUAGAAGAUAUUGAAAGUCAGAGAAGUAAGAAAGAGAGAGAAUAUCAAAUUUGGAAGAAAAUGAAGGAAACUCACAAGAAAACCAUUGAGAGUUUCCUGAAGGAUUGUGAAAAGCUUAUUGAUGAAUGUGAUCCUGAGCAUUUCCUGGAGGUGGCCUGUGGCUUGAAUAAAAGAAUGAAGACGCAGCUUGACCUGAUGCACAUAGCAUCUAGCUAUGAAAAAUCGCCAGAGUCUACCCAAAAGCAAAUGGAUAUCAAAUCCGUGGUUAAUGAAAUCUUGGCCUUACAGCUGACUUCAGUUGAUUCAUGCGUCAUUAAAGAACUUUCUUCUGGAGGAAAUGAAGGUUUAACAGGAAAGUGUGCAUAUAAAAAUAGUGCAAAACAAUGGAAAGAUCAGAAAAACAUACACAACACAUAUUAUCCUGUAGUGGGACAUGAGGAAACUUUGACUGAUGGUAGUGAAAUCUGUACUCGCUUAAUGUCAAUAUCAGGAAUGUCAACGUUUCAGAACAUGAGUCAUGAGGAAGUACGUUAUAAUUAUUAUAUGGGUCAUCGGACAUCAGAUCAGUUGAAGAUGCAGAUUUCACCUGCAAAUACGAAGCAUACAUUUGUGAUAACUGAUUCUUCGAAGGAUAUGUUUUCAGCUGUUUCCCUUCUGUCCUCACCUCCCAAAGUGAAAGAUGCACAGAGAAUAAGAACACAAAAAUUACAAAAAGGAAGUUUUAGUAACAGUAGUUUUUCUAGUUCCAGUAGUUACAGAUUCAGCUUUCCACCGGUGAACUGGAAUUUCUCUGAAUUGAACAGUAACUUGAAGUUAUUUAAUGGAACAAAAUCUCCGGAAGCAAGCAAACUAACCUUCCCAUCAGAAAAUUUCAAUGGCUUGGAAAUAAAAAACAAAGUAAAAAUGGCUCAAUCCUCACCGGUUCCCAUUUCUGCAAAAACACUAGCAAGUCCUAGCACUUCAACUGGCUUACCAGAAUCAGCAACAAAACCUGUUCCUGUUUCAAAACCCACCUUUUUAGGUGCUCCCACACAGAGCCUUUCUGCUCCACAUUUUAUCCCUAAUUCGAGUAAUAACUCAACCUUACCCAAUUUAAAUAAGGCUGCAGCUACAUUUUUCUUCAAAAAAGAGAAGAAUAAUUCAGUUUUCCCCACUUUUUAUGUGGGAAGGUCUGAUACUCAAGAUGAAAUGGGCAAACAACAUGGAAAUUGUACAAAGUUUAACUCUUCAGCUUUAACUGAGGCUAAAGCUUCUACUGCCUCUACAAGUCCUAAACUAGAGUCAUCAGAAAGUGGAAAGCCAGUUUUUUCAUUUACCUUUAGCAAUUCGGAAAGAGAUUGUUUUACAGUGUCCAAACUCAGCAAUUCAUUGAAGAUUUCACCAUUUUCCAGCCUAUCUGAGAAGCCAGCUGAACAAAGUACAAUAUUUCAGAUCAGAGAAGAGAACGUUUCUGUAAGCAAAGAUGUAGAAUAUAACUGGCUAAAAUCUCCUACAGUAGUCCCUCAGGAGCAGAGUACCAGUACCCCAGAUUCCACUGCUACUAUAGCCUGUACUACAUGUAGUAGUGACACUGGAAAGAGAGAUGUUUCCAAGACCCAGCCUUCCCCCUGCAAUAACAUAUUUUCCUUCUCAUCCAAUAAUUGUAUUCUGGAAUGUAAAUCUUCACCUGUAAUCUCAUUUGAAGGCACUGUCAAAAGUACUUCCAACUCACUAUCUUCCUCCUCAAUGCUGUUUUUAUCUAAUAAUAAUAAAAGUGAAAGUGAAAAAAUGAAAACAGAAUCAAUUGACAAUGCACAUCCAGUUGUAGAAAAAUCUACACCUCCAAUAUGUACAAUGGCCAUAUCUGAACUUACAAGUCCAAAGUGUAGCAAUUCUUUUUUUUCUUUUGACCUAUCUAUGAAGACUGAAACUGAAGACACUCUUGCUCAACAGAAUUCUAUGUGUGGUCCAGCUGUAGUCAGCUCUCUGUUUUCAACAGGCCUUCCUAGUAAAGAAAGUAAUGUAUCUUCCACUCAUCCUAGUGGUGCAUCAACUAAACCUCAAAUAGAUGUGAAAGUUGAAGAUAGUUUAAAUAUUGCUGAAACCUAUAAGUCUCACCAAGAUUUAGAAGAGAUUUCCAGGAAGGAAGAUGAACUUGACACUCUGCAGUUACAGAAUGCAACUUGUCUAACUCCAGUGACAUGUAGUGAUACAUUUUUAGGAGGCUCGGCACAUGCAGUAGGUAAAGAACAUGAAACACUAAAUCAUUCAGAUUCUGAUAUAGAAGAGCUAAGUCAGGCAUCAAUGUCUAGUGACUGUAGUAGUGCAUCAGAAUAUUUUUCAGUUGCAGAAGACAAAAUAACAGCUAGUGAAAAAACAGGUACGUGUACCAUAGAGAAUGAAAUGGAAGAGAAUUGCCUUCAAGGUAAAUGAUACUCAGAUAUCUGUUUAGAUGUGUUGGAACUAGGUAAAUGUUUCUACUGAAAUAUAUAACCAGUUUAAAAAGAGGUGAUAUCCUGGGUUUUUUUCCUAGAGCUCUUUGUAUUUGCCGUGAAUCUUAAAUGGGGUCUUUAAGUAAUAAAAACAACUAUCACAAUCAACUAGAAUUCAAAAGAAAGUAGGGAUACUAUUUUUAUGGUUCAAACUGAUAAAACUGAGUGUCAACCUCCAAAAUGUCUUCCAUUGUUAGAAAUCAUUUUUAACCUUAAAUUCUAUAUCCUUAUGAAAGUUGAAGCUGGAACUGUAGUUUCUUGUCUCUCCACCAGUUACCCCAAAAUGUGGAACUAAAUCACUCUCAUUCUGGCCUGCCUAUAACCAUAAACCAAUUUUUAAUUUGUUCUGUCUAAAUGGGUAAUAGAGAGAUGGCUUGCCCUAGAGGAAAUGCCAGGGUUUACCAGUUAUUUUGUCUCUGGCCCACAGAGGACUGCCAAAGCAAACUAAUUCUGCUAACCCAUGGGAGGACACGGAUACAGCCUUCUGCUCAAAGGAUUGGCAUACAAGCAGCAAUUGUUCGAAAACAGUGUCAUUUAUUUAAAGGAAAAUAAGCAGUUAACAAUACAUUCAGUAAAGCAAGAAAGAAUACACUAAUCUAUUAAGACAUAGUAAACCACUAUUAAAUCUUAAUUAGAAAUCAUAUAAAAGUCGCAAAAUAAAAUAAGACACAGACAGCACAGAACACAUAGAUACGUAGACCAUGUAGCAGUUAUAAUGUAAAAUUCAAGGUACAUAGAGAUCCCCCUUGUACACCUUCAUAAAGCCCAACCAGUUAGUAAACAUUGUAUAUGUACAGGGAAGCAUUACAAUGUUACGAAUUGGAGAUCUCCAUGUGUUUUAAUGUGUAUAUAUGAAGCCUACAUGUAACAUUACAGUAUAAUCCUAAAUUUAAUAUAAUAUAGCAUACAAAGCUUCUAUACAUAGACAUAAGAGAACAUCACAGUAUUAUAUAUUAAUGAAAUAUUUACUAGUUAACACUGACAUCCUACCAGCAUUGGCCAAAGGGUUUCAGGAUGGGUGUGGUGGCUCUCACAAAUGCAGGCAUCCAGCUUUAUUUACAGGCACACCCAGUUACUCCUUAAGAUAAAGUAUAAAAAUCAGAUUUACACUCCUUCACUAUAAAAUCCCUCUGUAUUAUCUUUGCUCCUUCUGCUCUGUCUGAAAAAGCCUGUUGGUGCUGUUGCUGCUGCUCCUCCAGUUGCUGCCUUGGACUGCUGCUUCAGGCAGUUGCUUCCUCAGCUUGCUCUCUAGAACCUUCUUUUUCUGCCUUCCCUGUUCUUCAGUCUUGCCUGUUCUUAUUCAUCUGGCUUCUCUCUCACACGCACCAGCCUGCUGACUGUCAGCCUUAUAUUCAGUUUCUGGCCUUCUCUGGCUGAACUAGUAUAAUUAGGCAGGGAAGAUCUAUGCUAAUUUCUGAACUCGGUAAAGCAACCAGUCAGCUUCAUCUGUCAUUCAAGCUGGUUGAUCCUUCUCCUGAGACUUCUUUGCUAUUAGCAUAGCUUUUCCUCCUAGCCACACCCUUUAGUUCUCUUGGAAUAUGCUGUAUCAUUCCCAUUGAAUUAUCUAAUCCUUAUCUCCUCUCAGUCAAAUCUGCUUCCAUUUUGAGGUUUCUAAUAGGAAAUCAUUGUGGCUGCCAUUUCGGAUCUUUUUAGCUCUAAACUAUCAAUUAUUACUUGCCUAAAGCCUUAAUUCUAAAAUGAACUAUUGUUUUGAGCAAGCUAAAGCAUUGUGAUACUGUCACCAUGCAUUGGUAGGUUAAUUUGGAGAUGUGGUUUUUAAAAUGUUUUAAACCCCUCUCUAGCUGUUUUUCUGCAUGUCUCUGUCCUGUGUGCAGUAGGCUGCUACAGAGGAUCAGAGCAACUUAAUAAAAACCUUCUUGUAUUAGCAAUAAAGAUAUGGAAUGAUCUUUCGCUGCAUCUUGACUGUUAUCCAUGCCAUAUUAUUUAGCAUAAAUUGAACAUACAGUUCUAAGCCACUUUAUUCCAGUAAUAGAACAUUUAGAUUUCCAUGCUUUUAAAAAUAAAACCUCUGAAUUAAUAUUCAAAACCAAUUCUUACUGUUAGUGUAUGUUGGAGAACAUUGCUUACAAUUUAUUAAAUACAAUCCUAAAUCAAUAAUAACACACUCAUUUUGAGUGAGCUGGUGAUAGCGAAUUUUUGCAUGAUGGGCAGAGAUUUCCAUAUAUUGAGCAAAUCAAGUGUUGUGGAAAAUAAAUUCUGAAAACAGAAAAACCUACAUAAAGGCUAGUAUGACAGCAAAAAUGAUAACAAUGGCUAUGUUGCAUUAAAUCGCCUAAUGAGGAAGGAUUAAUCAGGUGAAUUUUCAGAUUGUGAAAUAUAAUACAUACUAGAGAUAAAAAAAAAAAUAA